AGAGUUUGGGUUUCUCAGUUUUUGGGUUUUCUGCGGAAGAAGAAAAAGGCGGGCUUUUUCCUCUCUUUGUUUUUAGUUUUUUUUUUUUUUUUAUUAAUCAGAGUAACGACAUUGGUAAUUUACGGAGAUGGAGGAGAAGAUGAAGAAAGAUUCUGAAGUAGAAGUGUCUUCGGUAGAAGAAGGUUUUGCUGAUGCAUGGUUCAGAGGGAUUCUCCAAGAAAAUCCAACAAAAUCAGGUCGCAAAAAGCUCCGUGUUCGUUACUUGACUCUGUUAAACGACGACGGUUUGUCUCCUCUUGUCGAGAACAUUGAACCGAGGUUUAUCCGACCGGUUCCGCCGGAGAAUGAAUACAAAGGUAUCGCCUUGGAGGAAGGAUCGGUGGUUGAUGCUGACCACAAAGACGGUUGGUGGACUGGUGUGAUUAUUAAGAAAUUGGAGAAUGGCAUGUUUUGGGUUUACUAUGAUUCUCCACCUGACAUUAUUGAGUUCCACAGAAACCAAUUGAGAGCUCAUUUGCGCUGGACCGGUUGGAAAUGGGACCGACCAGAUAUUCAGGAAUUGGACAAGUCCAUGUUUAGCUCCGGGACAAUGGCGGAAGUGAGUACUGUCAUAGAUAAAGCGGAAGUUGCGUGGUUCCCUGCUAUGAUAAUUAAAGAGAUUGAAGUGGAUGGUGAGAAGAAAUUCAUCGUGAAGGACUGUAAUAAACACUUGAGCUUUAAUGGUGAUGAGGCAAGAACAAACUCUACCAUUGAUUCGUGUCGUGUUAGACCCACGCCGCCUCCUUUUCCAGUUGAAAAGUACGAAUUGUUGGAUCGUGUGGAGUUGUUUCAUGGUUCGGUAUGGCGUCAAGGGUUGGUAAGGGGAGUUCUUGAUCAGAACUGUUACAUGGUUAGUUUAGUGGUUACAAAGGAGGAAUCAGUGUUUAAACACUCGGAUCUUAGGCCUUGUAAGGUGUGGGAAGAUGGAGUUUGGCAUGACGGACGAAAGCAAACUCCUGUUACAGAAACUCCUUCCAACGUCAUAAAAACGAAGCCAAUGCGCUCUUGCUCUGGUUCUUGUUCUGGUGCUAAGUUAAUGACUCCUAAAAGGACCACAAAAUAUGCCAGAAGAUCACUGAAUCUUGAGGAAAAUGCUGAGACACUCACAAAAGCUGAAACUGGAGCUGCCACUCGAGAAUUGAGAAGUAAGAGGGCUAAUGAUGUUAUUAAUGAUAAUACUCCUCUGGUCAUAGCACCGCAAGAGAAACCAAUAGCCUCUGUUAAACCUGUAACUCCUUCCCGGGUCAGAACUGCAACACCGUUGAAACAAACAGAGGCUGAUACUCAAAGAAAGACAUCCCCCAAGAAGACACUUGAGCCAAUGAGAAAUGAAAAUGGCUUAGAAAACUCAACUCAACAGAAGAUACUUGAGGAGAAGAAUAGCGAAGAGAAGGGUAGAAAAAGAAAAAGAGAAAAAGAACACAACUCAGACCUUAAGGAGACUGAUGAGAGUUGCAAUGGUCAAACAGCCGAGAUCAAUGAUACAAGCAGUAUCUGCAACGAUGUUGAUGUCGAUGAUCAGCCUCUAGCUGCUUGGAUAAAUUUACCUACUGAGCCAUCCUUUGAUCAUAGCCCGAUUGUGGUGAAUGAUGCUGCUGUUGCCACCGAUGUUGAGGAAACACAAGGGAAGGAUACACUAACGAUUUUACCUUUUGCAAAAAAGUCACCGUUUUGGAAGAUGCAUGAGACACAAGAGGUAUGCAAAAUAGUACCACAGAGUCCACAUUUCAGUCCGUUGUUCGACGCGAAAGAAGAACUCCGCGAAUGGACAGCGGUCGGUAUGAUGGUGACUUUCUAUGGGUUAUUAGAGGAAGUAAAAAAUCUGCAGCUCGAUGUUUCCCCAAGCAAACUAAGUAGCCUCAGUUGUUCUUUUGCGGACCUAGAGAAGCAUGGUUUCGACGUUGCAGCCCCUCAGUCACGGAUCAACAAAAUAUUGUCUCUCCAAGAUGAGCUAGCAAAGAAAGCAGAGGAAAGAAAAUGUCUAGAGAAGAAGAUUGAAGCUGGAGAGAUGGAAGGGCACAAGUAUGAAGAAGAAAUGGCUGAGUUAGAAUGCAAAAUUCUGGAGCUGAAGAGACAACAAGCGGUUGCCAAAGAGAUGAAGGAAGCUACAGACAAAAUGACAAGUGGAAUGAAAUCAUAUGCAGAAAUGAUUAAUCAAGAGAUGGAAGAUUUGAGGCUUGAGUUUCAGACAACUGCUUCUGCUCCAUGGUAAUUAAGAAGACAAAACUAUGAAUAACCUCUAAGCUCUAUAUUUUGGUAAAUGAAAACUUAGAUGUAAG
This is a messenger RNA of Arabidopsis arenosa, 2318 nucleotides long. NCBI's taxonomy places the organism in Eukaryota, Viridiplantae, Streptophyta, Magnoliopsida, Brassicales, Brassicaceae. The record is from the annotation of a GenBank genome assembly.